GGUCAAGUCCACAAGAUUCGAUGAAGGCGAAGCUCAUGUUUAUCAUGUCCAAGGAAUACCAGAUAUAUUUACUCAUGUAGGUCGUCCAAGUAGGAAAAGAAAAGAAGUAUGGUUUUCUGAGAAAGAUUAUCAAUGCGCACAUGCGUAUGUUUUGUGCAACUGUGAAUAUUUCUGACCAUAUGAAAGGUAAAAUCUUUAGUUUCAGUUAAAAAAGUAGUUGAGUAGUGAAUAAUAUUGUAAAAAAAUAUUCAUUGCUGUGUAAAUAUUUUUUCUUUUUGGUUUUAGGUUAUUCGAAGAACAAAUUCGUUUUCAAUAUCCAGAACUCUCUGAAGAAGAUAUUUCAAGCAAAUGCGAUGAAGAAUUUCCUACAUGGAUUAGAGAUUUUGUUGCUUCAACAAUCAACUCUAGUGGCGCUGAAUCUUUUCCUAUAUGGGUUCAAGAUUUGGUUCAAGGUCCUCUGAAUAAGGCAUCAACUUGGCCCAUCUAUUUCACAAGAGGCUAUUUGUUUCAUACUCGAAAUUAUGGACAGAGAAGAAAAACAUGCAACUAUGGAAUAUGUAUCAAAGGAGCAAACUAUUCAGAUGCAUCCGAUGAAGUUGAUUUUCAUGGGACCUUAACAGAUAUCAUACAACUUCAAUAUCCAGGAUUGGUCAAUUUAAAAAUUACACUUUUUAAAUGUGAGUGGUAUGAUCCUACGAUCGGUAAAGGCACACGAAUGAGCAUGAAUGGCAUUGUUGAUGUCCUUGCUUCAGGAAAAUAUAACAAAUACGAACCGUUUAUUCUAGCUUCUCAAGCCGACCAAGUUUGUUAUAUUCCGUAUCCAUACAUCAAACAACCGAAAAAGUUGUGGGUCAAUGUUCUUAAAGUCAAUCCAAGAGCAAAUAUUUAUGGAAAUUAUAAAUCUAAAGAGCCAACUCUGCUACAAUAGGAAACUGAUGAUGAUGCCAUGGUAACAACAAUUGAAGAAAUUGUAGUUGAUCAUUUGGCAGACAAAAGAAAUCUGUUUGAAGAGAUUGAUUUUGAUGCUGGAGAUGCCGAAGUAGAAGAUGAAUUUCAGUGUAAUCUUUCAUCUUCUGAUGAUGAAGAUGGUGAUGAAGAAUAAUAUUUGUCUAGUCUAUUACCAUGUAUGUUUAUGUAAGAUAAUAGAUUGUGUUGAACUUAUUAUUUAUGAAUAAUUAUCGUUUCCAACUAUUUUGUAACCCGGAGUCACAAAUCAGUGACAAAUUUUCAGACAUACAUCAUUAAAACAUUUGUGACUUAUUUACAACUACUUUAAUUAAGGUAGUCGCAAAUUAGUUACGGAUAGUAGUAAUAUUAAAAUUUACGUUAAUUAGAUUGAUCAUAUGCACUUAGUAAACUAACAAACGAAAACAAUAAAUAUAAUUUGAAUCAAUUUGAAUAAUACUAUUUUUAUGUAAUGUCUCAUGGUUUAGUAAAUAUAAAACAAAUUGCUUUUGCGAUAUAGGGUUAAGUGCAACUAAUUUGACACUAAUUUGUGCACAAGCGUGGCAGUUUAGUUAUAAAACGGGGCUUAUACAGUUGUUUUGUAACAUAUUUGCAACUACAAAAUUUAUUGUCAUUGCUCUAUAGUUGCAAAGUUUUUACUCUAAUAGUCUAAUAAACCAAAUAAAAUCUAUAUUGCUUAACAAGUUUGAGUUUAUUUUAUAAAAUCCAGAGAUCCACAAAUUCACAAGAACUAAAUAUUACUAAUUUCAUAAUAAUAUAAUAGCAAAUAUUAUAAUAUGUUACAACUUUUUCUUAAAAAGGCUCCAAAAUAAUAGCAAAAUAUUUUUCUUAAUAUUAUAGUUUAUUUUACAUAAGAAAAUCAACCAUAGUUCAUUAGAAAGGCUCCAAAAUAAUAGGAUAUUUAUUAUAAUUUGUUACUAAUUUGCAACUAGUUGUUAGAAGUAGUUGCUCUUUGGUCUCACAAAUUUGGCUCCAAAAAUUUAUCCCUAAAUUUUGGCUAAUUUACAUUAACCCGCCUAAUGUUUUGAGAGUAAAUAUUUUACCCACCCUAAUACCACUACGUUUAAUACAUUUAUAUUAAUAAACCCUUAAUCAACUCCCCUUUCUUCUAACCUAAUCUCUACUCACACAAAGGUCAAGAUGUCUGGAAUUGGUAGAUCAGUGAAAGGUCGCGGUGGUGGUGGUGGUGCGAGUCGCAGUGGUGGUCGUGGUGCCACUCGUGGUGGGAGUCAAGCUGGUGGCGUUUGUAGCUCUUCCGGAAGAAUUUACUUCGCCUCGAACCCUAGCACUUCUAAUUCAAGAGACUCGGUGUCUGCCCCGGAGAAUUCACCGCCGUCAGAGACUCUGCGUCAGUCCCCACCCGUGUCUGCUUCUUCACCGACUCGUGAUGGUUCUUCUUCCCCGACGGAACAGCACCCGCAUCAAACUCAAAACCCACAUCCUCCUCCCCCUCAAAAUCCGAUGACUUUGGAUGACCUGCUUGCAAUUCCUGGACGUGAAAACCAUCUUCCAGUCUUAUCUCUAGUUCCAAAAGAGGGAAGUACUUGGUUUGAUCGUGAUGGUGGGAAGCUGACUCGAAAAAUCUCAAAGCUCUUGAAAGCUAAGUUUGAUGAUGUGUAUUACUACUGCUGGACAGUAACGCCUCCUGACAUCCAACGUCGCUAUUUUGAAGACUUUGCGGUAUUAUUAACAGAUUUUUAUGUUAGAUUUGCUUACUACUUACAUACAAAUUUGUUGAUGUGUAGCAAGGACACCACUGGGAUCGCUCGAUAACCACACUUGUACGAGAUGAGUUUGAAAUCAUCUGUAUUAAUCGGAUGAAAGGAAUGGUGUGUCAAGCAAAGAGGAAAGGCAUACGACCAGCUUGGAUUGGAGAUACAUUGUGGGAAAAAAUGUGUGCUUACUGGGCCACUGAUGCAGCCAAGAAAAAGAGUGAAACCGCAUCAAACUCUCGGAACUCUGACCGUGGUGGACUUGGGCCAUUCAAGCACUUCGCAGGACAAAUGUCCUUCUUACGGAUUCAGCAAAAUAUGGUAACAUACAUGAACAAUAACUUUGUAAAUUAUAAGGUUUCAUAUUUAUUUGUUUCAAGUUCAUUUUAUUAUUGUAGGAAGCAGAAUAAGUAGUUGCCAUUUGUAUAAAACAAAAAUCUUAAGUAUUUUGUAUUUUAAAGUUUAAGGAAUUCAAUGGAUGUUCCAAAAUUAGUAUCAAAACUAGAUUUUAUUAAUAUUCUACUUUCAGAUUAUAAUUUAGCAACUAAAUAUACAAAUAAUGUUGUUACAAAUCAGUCAGCAUAAUCCCAACUAUAUUGCCACAACAUUACAAAUAAUAUAGUUGCAAAUCAGUCAUUAUAUUUUGUGACAAUUUUGCAACUCUCAAAAGUGUGUAGUUGCAAAUCAGUCGCUCUACUUAUAACAAUGCAGUUGCAAAAUAGUCGCUAUAUUUUGUGACUUAAUUGAGACUACCUAAUAUUAUACAGUUGCUUAUAUGUUACUAAUA
Messenger RNA from Brassica napus (rape), 3465 nucleotides. RefSeq names its product splicing factor, proline- and glutamine-rich-like. The record is from RefSeq and is a predicted model, not a curated record. The transcript is spliced from 4 exons. Lineage: Eukaryota; Viridiplantae; Streptophyta; Magnoliopsida; Brassicales; Brassicaceae. Bases 2107 to 2739 code for a protein of 210 amino acids.